This is a messenger RNA of Neoarthrinium moseri, 2064 nucleotides long. RefSeq lists its product as uncharacterized. Gene Ontology annotation, cellular component: nucleus. Bases 1 to 2064 code for a protein of 687 amino acids. Gene Ontology annotation, biological process: positive regulation of transcription by RNA polymerase II. NCBI's taxonomy places the organism in Eukaryota, Fungi, Ascomycota, Sordariomycetes, Amphisphaeriales, Apiosporaceae. The record is from RefSeq and is a predicted model, not a curated record. Gene Ontology annotation, molecular function: transcription cis-regulatory region binding; DNA-binding transcription factor activity. The transcript has 7 exons.
AUGGGCGGCUUGGGCUCCUAUGACGCUGGCGCUCCAAAUUUCCUGAUCGGCGGAGAUAGUAGCUCGGAGCGCAGCACUGGUCGUACUCAAACUCUGCCCCAGCUAGCCAUCACCCCAGAGCAUCUAAACCCACGUUGGGCUUGCAAUGCCGUACAUCGGGUGGUAUCAUGGCUGAGCCUGCUCCUCGUGCCGCGACGGUCAAACGUGUUCGGACACGAACUGGGUGUUGGAAUUGUAGACGUAGGAGAAAGAAUAAUAUCAAAUCGUGUAGGCAGCGAACAUCGCCCUGUGUGUAGGACCUGUGCCCGAAAUGGAGAGGACUGUGAAUGGGGCGUGAAGCUGGUCUUUCGCCCUGAGCACAUCGAGACCAUUUCCGCAAGUCACCCGUCGAUGCAGAGGAAAACGACAGAGCCACAAUGUCCUAAGGAUCUUAGAAUAAUCGAUGUGACCCCAGAAGUUAUCCGAGAUUACUGGAAUGACGCGCCCUCAACACCUGAAAGCAACGUCGCUGCCAGUCCAACAGAGGCAAGGGAAGUUCAGCAUCACAAAACAACAAAUGCUCGGGAUGAUUUGUGCACACCACUGGUGUCGGGGACUGUGCGGCGUGCUGAUGUCGAGGCACAUAAUGGGUUGGGUGACGGGACGGUUGGAGGUAUAAUUCUCCAGGAAAGUCCCGAUCCGCAGAUACACUCACCGGCGAGAGUCUAUCAAAAUCUUCGAAACGAGCUGAUGAGCGCACCGUCACCAUGUUCAUACGAUACCAUGCAAUCCGCCGCAGCGCGUCUUUUGAAUCUAGGCCGCUCGAAUUCCACAACAGUCGAUGUGGAAGCCCAAUAUACACGAACACUCCCAGACAGCACGGUGCUUUUGCCAGGAAUGAGCAGUGUUUCCAACAGCUCCAGCCCUGCGUCUCAUAUAUCUCCGGAGGAUGGCGUCUUUGUACCUGGGUCUGCGUAUUUCGAAUUCCACUCUGCACUAAGGAACCACACCUUUCAAGCCGCAAGAUCGGCUUUCCCAACGCGGCCAGGGAGCCCGGAGGACCCAUUCACACCAAGUAGUCAGAUUUAUGCGGUCCAACAUUUUCAUGUGCAUGACACAACUUCAAAUGCCACCUGUUCAUCGGAGGCUGCGAGAUUGUCUGUCCCAACAUCGCAAUUUACAGAUUUGACGCAGCAAGAAGAACAUCUCCUGUGGAAGAACUGGGUGGAUGAGAUUGCUCCGUGGCUGGAUAAGUUCGAUAACGAACACCAUUUUGGACACGCACUGCCGCCUCUGGCUCGAGAGCACUUGCACUUGCGGUUCUCAAUGCUUGCUCUUUCUGCUCGGCAGCUGGAGCGGAAGUACCCGGAGCGGUCUUUGAAGAGUCUGGAGCUGUACCAAGAGGCUAUCCAUCUGCUUGUUCCUCAGCUACAGGAAAGGACCACGGCCGUUGUCGUUUCGUGUGUCGUACUCUGCGUUUUAGAAAUGAUGAGUUGCUCCCCAGAGAUGUGGAGGCAGCAUCUUGAUGGCUGUGCUAGCUUGAUACAAUCGCUUGACAUAGAUGGGCUAUCAGGGGGCUUGAAACAAGCACUAUUCUGGUGCUUUAUACGAAUGGACCUUUGCGGUGCUUUUAUAUCAAAUGAGAGAACCAUUAUUCCCAUUGAGAGUUGGUUACCUGAACCGGCUGCUGAACCUCACAUUACCCUAUUCUACCGAAGCAUGGGAUUCAACAUGUACGCAAACUACAUGGUAUAUCUAUGCGGUCGGGUGAUGGAUUUGAUUACGAAGAAAAGCGAGGGUUACGAAUACGCCCGUCGGUGGAGUGAACUGUUCUGCAACAUAACUGAAUGUUCUUCUCUUUUCGAAUUCCUCAGCCAUCUCAGGGAAUCAGCUGUAUCACACUGCUUCCGUUUUGAUGUUGCAACAGAAGCAUCAUGGAGUGAGUUUGAAGCGAGGAACCAGAUCAAUAUUCUGGCACGCUCGCAGGAUUUGCGCGAUCUCCAUUUCAAACACGCACCACGGAUGUUGGACGAAUUGUGUACAACCACUGUGGAUCGCGGGAAGGAUAAUGUCGCACCCUUCUGA